AUGGGGCUAUCGCCGGCUGGAAGCCACCAUCGACGUCGAAGCUCCGUCCUCACAGGCGCAGGUCCCUCAUCGCUGGCCGCCCCGACCGAACAGAGGGAGGAUCAUUCCAGAGCCAUUGGCGAGGUGGUCAACUACAAGCGCGACGAACAGAAACCCUUGACGGCCGAUGACGCAGACGUCUCCGACCUGUCUUCAAUCGCAGAAAGUGUGGAGAUGGAUUAUGUGAGCUCUGACGAUGAGCUCCACGAUGAUGAAGAAACGGGUCUCACAGCGAAACAACGACGUCAGAGACGCCGACGGAGGAAACAACGGAGGCAAUUGGAUGCUCGCAUAGCUGAUGUCAAGUCCUCCCGAUAUGAUAUCCUCUCAAUGGGUUUAGCAGAUCGGAACGUCGUCAAGAGACUGCUCGUCAAUGCGUGUCUCAUCCUCUUGUGGUACUUCUUUUCCUUGUCGAUCUCCGUUUACAACAAAUGGAUGUUCUCAGAAGACCGUGUUGUGUUUCCUUUUCCUCUCUUUACGACUAGCUUGCAUAUGCUGGUGCAGUUCAGUCUCGCGUCCUUCAUUCUUUGGUUGAUCCCAGCGCUGCGCCCGCGACACCCUUCAUCCACCUCGUCCGGUUCACCGUUCAGAAGCAGUCAUGAUGCCUCCGAAUCGACUCCCAUACUCACCAAACUCUUCUACCUCACCCGGCUCGUUCCCUGCGGCGCAGCGACGUCCCUCGACAUCGGGCUGGGCAACAUGUCCCUCAAGUUUAUUUCCCUCACCUUCCUCACCAUGUGCAAAUCCUCCGCUCUCGCCUUCGUCCUUCUCUUCGCUUUCAUUUUCCGACUGGAGACGCCCUCCGUCAAGUUGAUUUUUGUCAUAGCCACCAUGACCGUCGGCGUGGUCAUGAUGGUCGCCGGAGAAACAGCCUUCAAUGCUGUGGGCUUCGCUCUAGUCAUCGCCUCCGCCUUCUUUUCGGGUUUCCGCUGGGGACUGACUCAGAUUCUACUCCUGAGGCAUCCGGCUACAUCCAACCCCUUCUCCACCCUCUUCUUCCUCACUCCCGUCAUGUUUGUCUCGCUGAUUAUCAUCGCUCUGACUGUUGAAGGCCCUGCCAAGAUCGCCGACGGCUUUGCCGCUCUGUCAGAGACUCAUGGCGGCGUCUUUGCCGUCUUCCUGCUAAUCUUCCCCGGUGUGCUGGCCUUUUGCAUGAUCUCAGCCGAGUUCGCUCUGCUGAAACGCUCCUCCGUUGUCACACUAAGUAUCUGUGGCAUCUUCAAGGAAGUCAUUACGAUCAGUGCAGCAGGCGUCGUGUUCCAUGACCAAUUGACCGCGGUCAAUAUUGCGGGCUUGCUUAUUACCAUUGCCAGUAUUGGUUGCUACAACUACAUGAAGAUUUCCAAGAUGCGUUCCGAGGCACGACGAGGCACCUGGGAGCGCAGCCCGAACCUGGACUCGGAAAGUGACGACUCCGGUCGUGCUCGUUCCCGUUCGCGUGGAACGUAUCACAGAAUUAGCGAUCCGGAAACCAGCAUAGUCACUCCGGUGUCGCAAGUGCCUACAGGUGACAAUCCCGCUCCUGUCGAUGGCUUGAUUGGCGAUCGGCGCUCGUUCCAAGUGAGGGCCAGCGGGGCCAGUAGCAACAUUCAUGGACUCACAAUUUCCACGGGAAAUCUGAGCGAUAGCGAGAGUCGUCCGUUCUCCCCACGUCUGGCCGGUCCGUCUCCGCUCAAGUCCGCACCGCCGGUAGUCCUGACCGCCGACUCCCAAUUUCCGCCCCGGGUGGGACGAGGCCCCAGCGCUGGAGGGAACUUGCAGCCGUCCACCGACCGGGCAGUGUCAGGAUAA
Messenger RNA from Aspergillus fischeri NRRL 181, 1830 nucleotides. RefSeq names its product putative nucleotide-sugar transporter. Gene Ontology annotation, molecular function: antiporter activity. The record is from RefSeq and is a predicted model, not a curated record. The coding region runs from base 1 to 1830 and encodes 609 amino acids. NCBI's taxonomy places the organism in Eukaryota, Fungi, Ascomycota, Eurotiomycetes, Eurotiales, Aspergillaceae. Gene Ontology annotation, cellular component: cis-Golgi network; endoplasmic reticulum-Golgi intermediate compartment; Golgi apparatus. Gene Ontology annotation, biological process: UDP-glucose transmembrane transport. The transcript is spliced from 2 exons.